CGUUUCAAAAUGGAAUCCCGGCCGUAGGUAUGUGGCUGGCUAGCUAACUAUCAAACAGUAGUCAGUUGCAAACAGAGGAAAGAUUAGUGAUGGAUACCGAUCAGAAAGUCUUGACGAGACAGCUUGCUAAUGUGCAACUAAUCAAGCUUGCCACAGCUGACUACGUACGUGCGCUAACGUUAGCUAGUUACUACAGGUAGAUAGCUGGCACAAGCUGGAAUCACACAGUAAAACAAGAAGAUAGAGAGCAACUCUAGUGAUAUGUUGUCGAACUGGGUAACGUUACCUGUUGAUAUGACAAUCAAUGGUUAAAUUGCCUUUUAAAUUACGUUUGGGUUAGAAUUCCAGCAUGAUAUACAUUUUUUCUUGAUUCCUGUCCCCACGUUUCCACGUCUAGCCUACGCCGCUAAGCAACCAAAUUGUAAAAUCGUUGAUAGACAGUUGACUCAACCUAUCUUCGGUACGAGCAGUUUUCCUUCUCAGAUGAAGGACCUAUCACAUGAUUAUCUCAUGCGCAUCACAUAUAAUCCAUGGUCAUUGGAUACAAUUUUGAUUGAAACUAAAUUUGACCAACAGAAUGCCCGCCACUACUGUACUGACGGUCACAGAAAAAUGAACAGUAGCUAGAUUUUUAUUUAAUUUUUUAACAGUAGCUAGCUAGCUCUUUUACAAACAGGAAAACAAUACUUAUUUUUUAACUCACUUGUUCCAUGGCUUAAAAUCCAUUAUACCGGACAAAUCAGCUGUGGACGACAAUACACACUGUUGAGGGCUGCUUUGGUCCAGAAUUGACUUACACUUUUGGAUGCAUGACGAGGAUCUGAAAGAUGACGACCGAGACCCACGUCAAGGACAUCAAGCCAGGACUCAAGAAUCUCAGUGUCAUCUUCAUCGUACUUGAAACAGGACGAGUGACAAAGACAAAGGAUGGGUAUGAGGUGCGGACCUGUAAGGUGGCCGACAAGACCGGCAGCAUUAGCAUCUCAGUUUGGGAUGAGGUAGGGGGACUGAUCCAAACCGGUGACAUCAUCAGACUCACUAAGGGAUAUGCGUCUGUGUUCAAAGGUUGCCUGACUCUGUACACGGGUAGAGGUGGAGAGCUGUCGAAGAUUGGAGAGUUCUGCAUGGUGUAUUCAGAGGUACCAAACUUCAGUGAGCCUAGCCCAGAGUACUCUAACAUGGACCAGAUGAAGAACAAGACUGUAGUCGGUGACCAAGGAAACAUACUGAACAACAAUAACAGCUCAGCUGGUAAUGAAACUACCAAUGGGAACGGUGUAAACUCUCAAGGUUCCGGGAGCUCGACUAAUCCUCAACAGGGAGGGCAGGCUGGCAGUGAUGUUGGCAGCAGAGCAGCCAAUCCAGGAGCGACAGCUGUCAGCAAUGGAAAGGAAACUAGACGUUCAGCAAAAAGAUGAUUGGAGCAGAAGGAAGCAAAGUCCAUCCCUCUCCAGAAAUGUCAAAUGAGACUAAUGCUGCGUUCGAAGUGGAAAUUUACCACCAUAGAGUUAGGACUCUAAAUGGAUAAAACCCAUUUUGGCAUGAACCUUGCUAUUGAGGGUUUCACCAUUUUAAAGUAGUCAAAUGGGUGGGACUUCCUAUGGGUAAGGAAACAUCACAUGAAGGAUGAUAGUCAAGUUUUUCACUAGUAAUUACCAGCUGGAGGGCUGUUCAAAUGUAUUUUCCCAGUUGUAUGUGGUAAAUGUUAAGACAUUUGAUUUUAAUUAGGUUUGUUUACAAGGUACACUAAAGUUCACUAAAGGUUAUGUAACCAUCAAGAAAAAGUAUGUGAGAAAUAUUUUUUUUUCUUCUUUUUUACAAUUAAGCUGCUUAAUGGGAAGCCAUAACGUGUUUUUCAAAGUCAGGCAGUUUUCCAAUGGUCUUUUAACUAAUGUGCUGUGUAGGCUCUGUGCAAAACGUAGCCCAAACCUGACAGAUUUAUGUGAAGUUGGAUUCAGAAAUCCUUAAUUGCCAGAAUCCUUAGUUGCUACAUCCAUUUUUGGAUGUUUAAAUAAAUUAUAUUGAUUUGAUGAAUUUAACUUAAAUGCCUCAUGAGCUUAGGUCAACUGUCAUACCCCAUCAGAUUCAGAACCUUGUGACAGCAGCCACACUUUAAAUGUUGUACGACCGUUCAAACUGGUCUGGAAUAGUGAGCUUACAUGACCAUUUUUACUCCAAUGUUUGUAAACAAACUGUAUAAAACUACACAUUUGGUAUCAUGGAUGGUCAGUCCUUGCAUCCAUAGAUAUGUUUAUUAAUUUGAAAGUGGUUACACUUCUCCAGCCCCAGAUAGAGAGAAAAAAAAAAAAAACAUACACUAGUUUCAAUUAAGGAUUCUGGCUUGAAAAUUUUAAAUAAAGAAAACACAAAGUAGCUAGAUAUUAAGCAAUAGCAAUUUAUUUAAACAUAACCAAUCCUAAGCCACAACACUGAAUGACAAGACUCAAAUGCUGUAGCAUACAUUGUAUAAAAUCGAUCCGGUUUCAAUGCCUUGGUUUGUUAAAUUUCUCCUGUAAUGUCAGAAAGGUCAAUGCAGAUUACACUGUUUCACUAAAAUCAUUAAAUAAUGUAUUUUAUACAUUUUCAGAACAUUUUGUAAGAAAUAACCAUUCAGUAGCACACAAUUAUAUAACAAGGCAAAGUGCUUUCAAGGAUUGCAAUGUCAAAAUAAUGAACAUGUUGGAGAUUUGUUCAGGGUUGGAAGGGUGUGUGUGUGUGUGUCUUUUACGGAAUAAAUCUCUAACCCCUAUUCCUGUAAAUCACAUACCUAUGCUUCAGUUUAAAAGUCAAAGGUCAGUUGGUUGGGAGAGGUGAUGGGAGUUGUGGUGGUAGCAUGAUCACAAAUUAAGGUCUAGAUUUGUUUUUCGUUUGAAGGCUUAAGGCUGGAUGCAAUACGAUUUCCCUUCACACAAACACCACAUCUCCAUAAUUUGACUUCAAUAACAGCUUUAGUUAUGUUGCUUUUGUAAUUAAGAUACACACGUUCUCCUAAUCUCUGGUAGUUGUAGACAGUUGCAGCUGUAAACUAGACUUUUAGACGUAUGGCUCAACUUACACACUUACAGUAAAAACCCACCAUACUAUGAAAAACAGGAUGAUUCCUGGUGGAUACUUUCAGGACGGGGUUUAAAAAAAAACAAUCAUAAAGUACCUUGUUGCAACAAUUAUCUGAAGGAUAGAAAACAUGUACCAGAGACGAGGUUCACAUGUAUGCUACAACAGUUAGACCUUAAGAGAUUUCAUUCGAUCAAAAUACAGUUUGGCUUCACAUUCCAGUGGUUGUUGGGAUAUCAUUUUUCUUUCCAUGUUACAAGCGCACGUACACACACACACAAAAUCAAGCUCACUUUUUUUUGUGAUUAAGUGAUUAAUAUGCUUUCAUAUUUUCCAGACACUAGUAUACAGUGAGCUACAAAAGUGUUGGGACAGUGAAAAACGUUUUGGCUCGGUACUCCAGCACUUUGGAUUUGAUACGAUGACUAUGAGGUUAAAGUGCAGACUGUCAGCUUUACCUUUAGGGUAUUUUCAUCCAUAUCGGGUGAACCGUUUCAAAAUUACAGCACUUUUUGUACAUAAGUUCCCCCCCCCCCCAAAUGUGUCACGGUCACACUACCUUUGUAGCUCACUGUAGGUGGUUAUGAGCUAAGGAGACAAAGAGUAGCUGUGCAUCAAGGAGGUAGGCAAAAUAAAACAUGAUCAUAUUACAUUAGCAGUAAAAGUCACUUUCAAAAUAGAAUGGACAUUUGAGGUGAGACCAUUUGUUUUAACUUAAAUGUAUUACUUUUAACUGAUAUAUUUGAGGUAAUAUGGAUUCAAAAAUCACAAUCUCAUGCUAAUAAAACUUAAAUGUUUACUGAAUGCUCUAGAAAAUACUGAAUGCAGGCAUGCUCAAGCUCUUCACCAGGCAGCAGUACUUCAAAACAGAAAGGUGCCAAAGAGAAAGCAUUUCAUGCAUUUCCACUUGCUCAUUUUGCACCUCCUAAUUUAUAGUUUGGCCUAAAUGAAGCACAAUAACACUUUCAUGAUCACCUACAGUUCAUGCUGAAGUCACAUGGGAAGUCAACAUCGGCUUGGCAUAUUCUAUCCCUUCUAUGGACUAAAACCAGAUAGGGACUAUUAGUGGUUAAAAUACCUGCCUAACGUUCAACUUUAUGACCAAUUACUAACUUUAACCCAAAACUUCCAAUAUGGUGAAAAAAAUUGCAGCGAAACAAGAAGCCAAUGAAAUUCUAGCAGAGGCAAUACGGACAGUCAAAGCACAUAAUAAUUCAAGAUUGUAGCCCGUAGACCAGGCUUGUGUUACAUUUUGCUUGGCUGGUCUAUUGGAGUAAACAAAUCCUAGCAUAAUUCAAAGCAAUGUCCAAUGACUGAGUCAAACCGAGACGCCCUCCUGAAUAAGACGCUAAUAUAUCCAGAACCAAAGUAAAAAUAAGGGCUGUUAAAGCAAAGGACUACCAACCACCAACAUCAAGCUUUCAAUUACACCAGUGCUUUAAAUUUCAUUCAAAAAGGUCUGUUAAUGCAUAUUAGUCUACCCCACAUAGUACAGUAUCCUACGUGCUAAUUUAUUUUCAAAUAUGCUCAAAUUAACAAUAACAUUUAAAAUGAGUCAACCAAAAACUAUUACAGGCCAUUGCACCAGAAUCUUACAUACAUCACUUGUGUUUCAAAGGAAAUGUAUUUCACGUUAAUAAUUAGAAGGAAAAAACAAUAUUCUUUACGGUAUUUAUAAACCAGGAAGUGGGUAAAGAAAUACAAUAGACAGGAAUGAACACUUUUUCUUUGCCCUUUUGCUGAUAGCGGUUCAUAUUACCGUCGCACACUCGACCUCAUACUCACUAAUGAAGACAUGACAGCUAACUGCCCAAAUCGUCACACACGAACACACUUAAAAUACAGAACUCUAUGCCUACUCACUGUACUGUAAAAGUAAUCAAAACAUUAAGUUCUGUGGCAUAGCAAUCCAUUGACUUCCUUGUCCACAAAAUACAAUCUUCUUCCACCACCUAUUCUUAGAACAUGUUGUAGUACAGAGAACAAUCUAAACACACACACACACAAUUAAAGGAGUUGCAUAAAAACUAGCCUAAAAAUGCCUAAGCCACAACGUUUAUUCGUGAUUAUCUUAAGUCGGUUCAUUUUAUAUAAGGGGGGCGGUUGUACAGACACCAACUAAAACUACAUCUUGAUCAAAUCAACAUACUGCUAAAAUGGUACUACAAAUGUCACAAAUAUAAGUCUUGCUUUAUAAUAAUUUACCAUGUUAAUUUCAAUACCAUUUAGUUAAGUAAAUCAACAACAAUCUCUACACACUACUCUGUCUGAAGUGCAUUUUUAGUGAUGUUGUGCUUAGAACACCCAACAAAGUGCACUUGCCAAUAUUGCUUUUAUUAUGAAUUCACACUAUAACUCCAGUAUUAUCACUACUGGGAUUCAACACUAUUUCAAUGUGUUUUUUCAGGUCCCUUGACAAAUAUGGCAAGCAAGCCAAAGGCAAGAAUCAAACGAGAGCAAAAUAAACUACAGUCAAGUUGUACAUCCAGAGGGUGUUUGGAUUUAUGACAACAGCAUGAGUGUUUCUUUGUAUAUUUCUCCAACCAAUUAACAAUUGCUUGAGGAGUUGAAGCCACAGUGCACGACAUGGAUGGAUGAUAAGACUGGGAAGCACUAGAAUCAUGUUGUGUGUUUUGAAUGAACAACAAUGGCUCACUGGCUUCACCGGGUCUGUAAUUGUGAGCAGUUGUGUUCCUGGGAGGUGUGACCUCCACGUUUAUCAACAAUAAGGCUUUCAAUUGGCAUGAACGGAAGACCAUUUUGCUGAUGUGUAAAAUAUUUUUUUCCCCCAAGGACUUAACUAUUCACUCAAUGGUUUUGUAAGGACACAGUUUAUUAUGCCAGUCUGUAUCACGACAAAGUGUCAGUCAGGAUUGUAUUUGGUGGUCAUAGAGGAGCUGGGUUUCGCAGUUUACAAGGUAACAUUCUUUAACUAUAACAAUUUUGACCAGCCAUGUGACAUACAAUAUAUAUAUAGAAAUGCACAGAAGUCUCAUAAAUAAGUUACUUUAUGAUGUGGAUCUAAAACAACUUCCGGUCCAAUACAUCUCUCCUUUGGUUGCCUAUCGAAGCAUUUCUUUAAUGGAAACAUCAUGAUUCAAUAUCCUAAUUUAACUGUUUUUAUUUAUUUUAUUUAACCUUUAAAUUUUCCCAUGCUGGUCAGUUAGGAACAAAUUCUUAUUUUACAAUGACGGCCUACCCCAGCCAAACCCUCCCCUAACCCGGACAAAGCUGGGCCAAUUGUGCGCCGCCUUAUGGGACUCCCAAUCAUGGCAAUUUGUGAUACAGACCCAGGAUCGAACCCAGGUCUGUAGUGAUGCCUCUAGCCCUGCGAUGCAGUGCCUUAGACCACUGCCCCACCCAGGAUUCCUACUUGCAUUGCCCCAUCCUAUGGGUGGCUGUCAAGAAGCAGUCGAGUCAUGAAACAACCAUCAAAUAAAAUAAAAUAAAAAAAGUGACAAAAGUUGCAUAAUAUGUAUCACAUUUACUCUCCAAUGAGGUCCAAUACAUCAAUAAUAUGCACUGGUUUGGGUACAAAUCAUUGUGAGACAUAACAUCUUGAGGUAAGCUGUUCAAUGUCUGAUAACGGCUAAUCAAGUAAUACAUGAAGGCAUACUAUAAAAAAAUUGUGUGGACAUCACUCUCCACUAAGGAGACAACACCAGUGCAUCCCUCUAUAGUCUAUUUGGAGGGUCAACUCAGUAACUGUCCUUGAAGAGGAAGAGAAGACAGACAAAAUAAAGCUAUUGGUGGGUCUACAUCUCUGAAGUAUUUCAAAGAAGCCAAAUACUGUUAGAGAAUAAAGUCAACCCAUACAUCAGUUUGCUUUGUUUUGAACAAGUGUUACUAAGCCUUAACUAACUUCAGAGGCACAAGAGUGACAAACGUAAUCAAACAAGUUAGGACCAGACAAACUUCAGACAGUACAACAUGGGCCACACAACCGGAGGGUCGAAUAGCAGAAAAGUGGGACCGACAGUUUGGUUAAAUUUUAACAAGAAUUUGGAUGUUACGACUGAAUAAGCAUGUAAAUCUUGUGCACGUAGUAGUUGUACAACAUAAACAAAUGAAUAAUGAAGGCAUGAACAUAGCCUACAAGCUAUAAAAAGCAAGAAUCUUAACAUGAUCAGACAUGCCAUCUUCUUUAAGAAACAUUUGGUCUACAUAGAGAUAGGACAGACAUGCAGAAGUUGGAAUCAUGGAAUAACUUAAUAGUGUGCUUCACCCAUGAAUCUGGACAUUGAAGAUGACAUAAUUCUGUCAAUUUCAAGGUGUUUGGUUUUGGUGAUCAAAUGUCAUUUAUGACUAGAAACGUCAUGAGAUGAAUGAAUCUUGUUUAAUCCAUUUAAUAUGAUGGCACCGCAUUUCACAUGCUUACUUUUUUGAGAAAAUUGUAGCCAUUUAUUUUCAACAAAUUCUAAUAACAAAGAAAGCUCUAAUUCUGCCGUUUAUAUUAUGCUUGAAGAGGAAAUGUUCACGGUGUCCUCUUGAUUUGAAAGAAUCCUUUCAAAUGGGAAUAAAAAAAACAAAAAAAGGUAACUGCCUAGCUAUUGCCUUAAUCCAAUGACUUUUCAAGUAAUGAAGGACAUCGAUGUCCUAGAGGUAAAUGGGAGAUAUCCCAGAGGACUACGUUACGGACAGCAUCACCAUGGUGAUCACUGGCAUAACUAAAAGAAACCAACAUGCUCUUUGUUUCAAACUUCUAUCCCUUCCAUACCUAAUUUAGAGGUUAUUGAAUCAGCAUGACAUGUGUUCGAUACCAUAUGAAUGCUUUCUCACUAAAGGACCAUAGUGUCUCAUCAAGAUAAAGGCAGCUACAUUAGGCCACUAUACCAAUAGUGUAUGUUCUUCCUAUUCUCCAAUUUUAACGCGACCCUACUUUCCACUCACAUAUCUGAUGGCAACAUUUUGUCAGUUGCCCAAAAUCCAUAAAUACUCUUAAUCUAUACAAAUAAAAUAAAAGGAAAUAAAUGAUGUGUUGAAUCUGCUUCCUUCCAAAGUUUUUAAUUGUUCUUUGCCCAACUUCUCCUGUAACUCAGUUUACAGUACUCGGACUCAAUUACUUAUGUGCAAUUUUACCAUCUUCUACCCUACUACCCAUACUGCUUUUUCAAAAUAAAAUUUGGACUUGAUCAGUCUUCCACCAUGCACAUUCACAAUUAUCUAAUGCUAUCUAUUUCACUCCAUCCACUGGCCAAAGCGCCCAUGUCUCUCAUUCCUACAAACUGAAGCAUUUUGAGAAAGUUGUCCAUCUUUGCCAUUUGAGCCAUUGUAAGGUAUUAUCGUCCUUUACAACACAAAAAAAUUCUACACAGAUGCUUUUCCAUACCAUACUGAUAACAUUUCAGAUGUUGCAUGUGAAACAUCAACCAAAACCUGUUUAAUUGAUACAUUAGUUAAAUUCAUUAGAUGCCAUCCAGAAUUACAAUUCUACCUUCAUAAAAAAGGAUGAAUUAUAAAGGAUGAAGCACAAUCUAAUCCCCCCCCCCCCCCCCCAAAAAAAACAUGAUUCCUCUCUUUGUGUUGAGCAUCACACAAAUACCAUCUCCACUGAGAAUCAAAGACAAUUCCUUUUUUCAUAGACAAACAGGUAUUUCUACGGCACUUGUGAGUCUAGGUAACAGAAUGGGGAGUUAUUAAGGUCGACUGUUUUGAUAGACAAAAACGGACACAUUCCCAAAUGUAUAAAUCGGCUACGCACUACAAACAAAACAUACAGUAGCAAAACAACUAUAUAUCAUUUCUAAGAGGUAUUGUAAAGGCAGUCCAUGGUGAGUCCAUGGUUAAGAGGGAUAGCUCGGCUAUUAGCGCUAGUGCCCAUUGUUGACAAACAAAAGCUAGAGAGGAACUAAAAGUAUCAUUCACCAAAUGAUUUUUAAGAGUCAAAAUGAUUAUAUUGGAGUGAGGCUUGUACCGCUAAACGUAAGGCAUAUAUAUGCUGGAUGUACCACGUUUUUAUAGGCUAACCCAUCUGCAGAAUGCAAUAAUACCCUUCAAUGGCACAAAUUAGUUAGCCAUCCCUUCAUAUCAAAAGAAGAAACACAAUCCUACAACAUCUAUGCAUGAGGAGGCAGAGGUAAAGAUUAUUUUGCUUUAGUUCAUUUUUCAUUAUUUUCCCAUCAUUUCUAGAACUUAACUUAAACAGUGCGGCAAAAGUCAGUUACUCGAAAACCAAAACCCCUGCCAUAAUUUAGACCAUACAUUCACGUUUUUGUCAGCAAUGGACUAAUAUGGCUUAGUUAAGAUGUCUGCAAAUGUACGUAAUAUCUCAAAUUCGGUAAAGUCAAGUGUUUUUCAGUUUCAUCCCCUGCUUUUUGGCAACUCAAUGAAAGGCAGCGCAAGUAUAAUUUUCCAUUUGAAAUGUGUUUUUUUUUUGCUGCACACGUGUGCACACCAAGGUGUGACCAUAGACUUUUCACUGCUCUCUUAUGCUAACCCUAAAGAGAAACAUGCCCCUCCAAUUAAACAGUGUCUCUCCCACAAGCACAUCACACAUGAUUGUGAAGAUCAGUCACCAGUUCAUGUACUCUCAUCUCUCCACUGAAGGUAUUGUUCUCCCUAAAUAGAAGUUUAUAUCUACAUAGGUAACAUACUGUAUGUACCGGUAUACAUAAAUACACAGAGAUAUUAAAUAUACAAAAGUGCUUAUUCUUGAAAUAAGUGCUUUGGGUCAGGACUGAGUGAAAAUGGUUGUUUUUGUUGCAUCACUGAAAAUCUUAAAUGCUUGCCGACAUUCUAUGGCCCCAAAGAUCACAAUACUAGGUUCAUCUAUGCCCACAGUGUAAACAGAAUAGGUAAAUAGGGAGGGAGGAAAUAAGACAAUUUAAAAAAGGGGAAGGGGCUUCAUGAAUUUAGUCCUUUAACUCUUUAUGUGUAUGUCUUUAGGCAUCCGAUUGAUCAAUAAGGGAUUCGGUUUCACAUUAAAACUUAUUCCAAAAGGGAGAUUGGGGUUUUCAAUGUCAUGUCUAACCAGCCUAACGACAACAAAACCGUAGGCUACACCAAAUCCACGGUCAAUGAAAUGUCACACAAUAUAGGGGAGAGAAAAAAAAGUGAUCUAGUAAGUUCCUAUUCUCAUUUAAAUCAACGCAACAAUUAUAAUUAACAUCGCAAUUCACCCUAGAACAUUAUUAAAUGGCUUACUAUUCGAUGUGAUCUCACCUCAUCGAACUGGGCCUAAACCUUCUCUGACAUCAUAUAAAAAGGCUUAUGUAAAAUGCCACAAAAAUUUCAGGUAGCUUAAUACAAUCAUUUUUUUAGCAUAUUAGUAUAAAUAUGAGGAACAACGACACUGGUUUUGGAAUUUGCUAUUCCUACAUCAUGUAAAGAAUAUCGACUUUGUCAUCUUAUUUUUUUUUUUUUUAAAGGCUUUGACAUUAAAAACCUUGUGGAAUAACAUUACUGGCAUCUGAAUAGGUGCAAGAUCAGAUUUUCCUUUUUUAAAACACAGUUCCUUCCCAGCCCUAUGAUUGAAUGCACCAGGAGCUGACAAUGAAUCUCAGGCUGAAAUAUGAUUCAGAAAUUGAUGCAUCAACUUUUUUUCUCUCUUAAUAUAAUGAAUAGUACGUACAUCUAAAAGAGAUGUGCAAAAUGAUUUUGAUAUUCCAUUCAAAAGAGAACAAUUCUAGGUGACAACUGAUAAUAGGAAUGAGGCAUAUCCAGAGAGAAACAACAAUGUAACAGAGGAAGAGGGUUAAGGUUGUCAGUGUAUAACACAAUGGAGGUAUUUGUACCAGACAUUUCAACAUGGUGUUCUUGUUGCCGAAAAAGAGAAAUGGGAGCACACAUACUUCAAAACGGGUGUAAAGAAAUACUCAAUGACUCAAAUAAACUAAAUCCCGAAAGACACUUCUUAAAAACAACUUCCGAAAAGCAUUUACUUAUAAAUAAAAAGCCCUUGUGAUGCUGAUUGUCAUCUCAAAACAUUUAAAAAAGUAGCUGUCCAUACAUAACCGUACCAACAUAAUAUAUGUAUGUGUGUUUUUGUGUCAGCCACACUUUGUCAAUAUGGUGUACUGUUAAGAGAAAAGAUAUGCAUCGGUACAGUAACACUACUUGUGCAAUUUUGCCAUCUAACUACAUUUAUGUAAUAUGUAAAAUACAGAUACAAGGCAGGCUAAUGCAGAAUGUUACAGUACACCAUGGAUUUAAACAUACUUUCUCCUUUUCAAUAUUAAAAUUACUUUAUGAAUGGGGGGGGGGGGGGGGUCUUUACAAUCUCAAGAAAACAAUUACAAAUGGAGUGAACAUCAUUUUGAAUUCUGUUCAGAUGAACAUAACUAACAAUCUCCAUAAAUAGCGUAAUCAACUGAUUACCCUUAAAACUAUACGGAUUCAACUACUGUGCAAAAGGCGACAGAGAAGCUAUCAACAAAAAUUCAUGGAUCUAUAGUGUGGCCCAAACAGGAGUCAAUGAGUUGCGUUGUUAAAAUCUUUGAGGUAAGUACAAGACGUGCCUAAUUAAAAUUGAAAAGGAAUGCAUUUGUGU
Oncorhynchus kisutch (coho salmon) is the source of this 11542-nucleotide messenger RNA. Its product is annotated as SOSS complex subunit B1-B-like. Gene Ontology annotation, biological process: response to ionizing radiation; double-strand break repair via homologous recombination; mitotic G2/M transition checkpoint. NCBI's taxonomy places the organism in Eukaryota, Metazoa, Chordata, Actinopteri, Salmoniformes, Salmonidae. The transcript is spliced from 7 exons. Bases 828 to 1418 code for a protein of 196 amino acids. Gene Ontology annotation, molecular function: DNA binding. Gene Ontology annotation, cellular component: SOSS complex. The record is from RefSeq and is a predicted model, not a curated record.